Messenger RNA from Fulvia fulva, 348 nucleotides. RefSeq lists its product as uncharacterized. The transcript has a single exon. The record is from RefSeq and is a predicted model, not a curated record. Lineage: Eukaryota; Fungi; Ascomycota; Dothideomycetes; Mycosphaerellales; Mycosphaerellaceae. The coding region runs from base 1 to 348 and encodes 115 amino acids.
AUGUACAUCAUCCUAACCCAAACCCAACCCUUCACGACCCAAACUCUCCACCGCGCCACAGUUGCGGGCGCAUACACCUCAGUCGAGCAAGCACAGAACAAAAUGGAAGACAUCUCCAAACGGCACGAAAUUGGCCAAGUAGAUAAUGUCAGCGAAAUCAUCCCGGUGGGCGAGAACGGUCUGCAGGGAACAGCUUUCCGGCACAAAGAUGGCUCCCGCUUUGCAGUGUGGAUCGAUGUUGUGGAUCUGGAGAUUGAGAGGCCGGAGCGACAAUUGUUGAAUAGAUUCCGUCCUCGUGGUGAUAGGACUAUAAGGCCAGGCGCGAAGACAAUGACCUCGGGGUUAUAG